This is a messenger RNA of Trichoplusia ni (cabbage looper), 1699 nucleotides long. RefSeq lists its product as uncharacterized. The record is from RefSeq and is a predicted model, not a curated record. Bases 332 to 1093 code for a protein of 253 amino acids. Lineage: Eukaryota; Metazoa; Arthropoda; Insecta; Lepidoptera; Noctuidae. The transcript has 7 exons.
AGCAAUAACAAAACUGAAUAUCUUUGAUUUCCAAACGAAAACGAAGGAAACCGACUUGAUGUCUUGACGUUUCUGAACAGUUUACUUAUCUGUCAAGUUGUCAAUCGUUAUCAGUUUUCCAUUACUUUUCUUAAAAUCGUCUAUAAUGUACAAAUAUUGGAAACAACCACCAAAAACCCUUUAAGAAUUGGAUUAAAUUUUAUCUCUAUUCAUGGUUUGUUGUAGUUUGUUAAUAAUAUCGUUUGUUGAACGCUCUAACAUUCUUGUUUAAAUAUUCAUUCAUAGAACGUCUUUGAUGGAGUUCUCUUGAAACAGGUGGAAUAAAAGCUUAAUGAAAAGUAGAUUUAGUUUUAAAAUGGAAGGAAGCAGUGAUUCUUUGUCAGUGUUGCCUCCUCCUAUGAGCGGGUCUCCAGCGGUUCUCUUGACUCCUGGGCGGACGAGAAACAUCGCACAGGACAUGGAAGCCUUAAGACUGUCGCGGCAAGACAACCCUUAUCUGCAGCAAGUGAUGGCAAGCAGAGAGAGUCUGAUUGAAAGUCAUGCUGAGGAAUGUGAAUCAGAUGACACAAUACUAAUGUCACAGGAAUUUGGAAGCACUGCCUUAGACUUCAUAGAAGAUGAUCCCUUGACCUUAAAAGAGGUUCACGAACAUAUGAUAAGGUCACCACCACCGACUAGUUGCUGGCCACAUGACACUCUGUCGUACCGCGCGUCCAGCGCGUUCGACUUCACGGCGGAGAGCCCGGUGUCGUACAGUGCCUACUCGGUACAUUCACAGGAAAAGGAGUUGCUAGGCGGGCGCUCCCCCCGCCGCGGGGCCCGCAGCGGCGACUCGCGCAACAACAACCCGGCGGCCGCCAGCCGCCCGCGCUCCUCGCGCUCCGCCUCGCCCCGCUCGCAUGACCUCACGCUCUGUGGCCGGCCGCUGUCACUGCCAGGUGAAAGCCACCUACGGAACGCGCUCAGCAAAAAGCAAGGAGGCAACCAAAGCGAGAGGUUCUCCCUCCUCCAGCACCCGCGGCCGCUGCGGAGGCCGCACUCACAGCGGCGCGGCGAGGACAGCGUGCAGCUCGUACAGGAAUACGAUAAGUAAAACAUACUAACAAACGCAAUAAAAAAAGUGCUGGAAUUCAAAUUGUCAUAUUUUUCGACCUUGACCCUGAAUUCGGAAGGUCGCGUUCGAAAUUCAAUUAAGAAAAACAUUGAACAAAAAUGGUGUAAUUCAAAUUGUCAUAUUUUUCGACCUUGACCCUGAGCUGGGAAGGUCGCGUUCGAAAUUCAAUUAUGUAUUUAACGUAUUUGAAGAAUGAUAUUAUAAAGAUAUGAAAUGUAUGAAAACCUUGUAAUGUUAGAAGGUAAGGAUGAAGUUAUUAGUGUCGCGGAAAUGUACGGAAUUGAUUUGAAAAGUAACGGUUUUACGGAUGUUUUCGGUUAUGUACUGUUGGAAAAAUAGAACAUUCUAUGGCGGAAUAAUUGAUUUGCUACCGGUGUCGUGGGUAGAUACAGAUUUUUUUUGCAACUUUAAGAAAACAAAAAAAAAAGGCGACAUUGUGACGAUUUUAUGUUAUGAAUGUAAUGUCAACUCGUUAGACAUUUAUUUACCUUUAUUUAAAUUAUACUAUUCUAAAAAAGUCUUGUAAAAGUGGUCUUUAUAAAAAUAUCGAAAUUUACAAAAACUUCGAGUUUAAUACGAAAAGUA